Molecule: messenger RNA, 3023 nt
Organism: Dipodomys ordii (Ord's kangaroo rat)
Lineage: Eukaryota; Metazoa; Chordata; Mammalia; Rodentia; Heteromyidae
Gene: Hcfc2
Product: host cell factor C2
Exons: 16
Coding region: 1-2334 (777 amino acids)
Biological process (GO): regulation of DNA-templated transcription; chromatin remodeling
Cellular component (GO): histone methyltransferase complex
Molecular function (GO): transcription coactivator activity; protein binding
Source: RefSeq, a predicted model, not a curated record
AUGGGGAACACUGGGAUGAUCAGACUGUCAGAGAAAAGAAUGUAUCAAGAGCAGGGGUGCUGCCAAGGGCAAAUGACCCGGAAAGGAGGUGCCUCCUCGGAUCCCCCACAAAAUUACCUGGCCUGCUGGACGGGUCAGUUGAAAGCAUUUUUCAAACCUGAACACUACAACUUCUAUGCACAGAUUUCCACAACGGCUAGUUGUUCUCUCAUUGGGGGAGGCCCUCAGAACAGUUUCCGGACAGAUUCCAAAAUCAUGAAUCAGAACCCAAUUAAGUCAUUUGGGCUCAACGACAAACUUACAUUAAAGAUUACAAAUCAGUGGUUCCUACCAGCUGUUAGAGGAGACAUCCCUCCAGGCUGUGCUGCCCAUGGAUUUGUCUGUGAUGGUACCAGAAUAUUAGUAUUUGGGGGCAUGGUUGAAUAUGGAAGAUACAGCAAUGAAUUGUAUGAGUUACAAGCAAGUCGUUGGUUAUGGAAAAAAGUGAAGCCCCAACCCCCACCUUCUGGUUUACCACCUUGUCCUCGACUUGGACAUAGUUUUUCUUUAUAUGGUAACAAAUGCUAUUUAUUUGGUGGCCUGGCAAAUGAAAGUGAAGACUCAAACAAUAAUGUUCCCAGAUAUUUGAAUGAUUUCUAUGAGUUGGAGCUACAGCAUGGUUCUGGUGUUGUGGGUUGGAGUAUUCCAGUCACUAAAGGGAUUGUGCCUUCUCCAAGAGAAUCCCACACUGCUAUUAUAUAUUGCAAAAAAGAUUCUGGAAGUCCUAAAAUGUAUGUUUUUGGCGGAAUGUGUGGUGCUCGCCUGGAUGACCUAUGGCAGCUUGACAUAGAAACUAUGUCAUGGUCAAAACCUGAAACUAAAGGAACAGUGCCACUUCCACGAAGCCUUCAUACAGCUAGCGUUAUAGGAAACAAGAUGUACAUUUUUGGUGGAUGGGUUCCACACAAGGGGGAAAAUACUGAAACUUCUUCACCUCAUGAUUGUGAAUGGAGAUGUACCAGUUCAUUUUCUUACCUAAAUCUAGAUACAGCAGAGUGGACCACCCUAGUAUCUGAUUCUCAGGAAGAUAAAAAAAAUUUAAGACCAAGACCAAGAGCUGGGCACUGUGCUGUUGCAAUUGGGACACGAUUAUAUUUUUGGAGUGGAAGAGAUGGCUACAAAAAGGCACUAAAUAGUCAAGUUUGCUGCAAGGAUCUUUGGUAUCUUGAUACUGUUGGAUUUAGAGAUGCCUUUCCAAAGAAUAGAAUCAACGAUACAGUAAACAGUGCAAAACCUGAACAUACAUCUAUGAAAGGAACUUCAGUGAAAAACAAACCAGAUUUCAAAACGACAGAUUCUAAUGCCAUUUUACAUCCGUCGUUGGCAUCUAAUGCUUCUAAUCACAGUAGUUUUAUGGAUAUGCUCAAGAAAAAUGAAGGUCCUCGCACUUCAACAAAUGUAGGUGCACUAAGUAGUUGCCUGGACUUGAGAACAGUAAUCCCUGAGACUUCCAUAUCCAGUACUGCUUCCAGCGCACAAACUAUGGUAACCCAGCAGACCAUUAAAACUGAGUCAUCCAGUACAAAUGGGGCACUUGUUAAAGAUGAAACUUCACUAACAACAUUCAGUACGAAAUCUGAAGUUGAUGAAACAUGUGCUCUGCCUGCAACCAAGAUCAGCCGUGUAGAGGUGCACGCCACAGCAAUGACGUUUUCUAAAGAGACUCCCUCAAAUCCAGUGGCCAUGGUGAAAGCAGGAGAAAGACAGUGGUGUGAUGUGGGAAUUUUUAAAAAUAAUACAGCUUUGGUGAACCAGUUUUAUUUGCUGCCAAAAGGGAAACAAAAUAUCUUAAAGGUAGGAAAUGCAGAUGUACCUGACUACAGUUUGCUUAAGAAACAAGAUCUUGUUCCAGGCACAGGAUAUAGAUUCAGGGUUGCUGCAAUUAACGGUUGUGGAAUAGGUCCUUUCAGCAAAAUUAGUGAAUUUAAAACUUGUAUUCCUGGUUUUCCGGGAGCCCCUUCUGCAGUGAGGAUUUCAAAGAAUGUUGAAGGAAUACACCUUUCCUGGGAGCCUCCAACUUCACCCUCUGGAAAUAUUUUAGAAUAUUCAGCCUACUUGGCUAUCCGCACAGCACAGAUACAAGAUAACCCCAGUCAACUUGUGUUUAUGAGGAUUUAUUGUGGUCUUAAAACAUCAUGUACAGUAACUGCUGGACAACUGGCAAAUGCACAUAUUGAUUAUACAUCCAGGCCAGCCAUUGUGUUCAGGAUAUCAGCGAAGAAUGAAAAGGGUUAUGGACCAGCAACACAAGUUCGAUGGCUUCAAGGUAACAAUAAGAAAGCAUCUUUAAGUUGAAUUGUUCUUUUACUGAAGCUGUUGUGAUGGCGAUUAUUUAUUAGUAAUUGGUUCUGAAGCUUUGUCACUUAAAAGAGUAUUCUCUGACUGUAUUUCUAGGAGUUAUGUAUUUGAGUUUGUAAGUUGUUCUUAAAAUGUAUUUGUUCAAUUCUAGAUACAAAUAAAAAUAGAAAAGAAGCAAAGGCUCUCUGAAAAUUAGUAUAUGGAUUUUUCCUUACCCCUAUAGUUGUUUUUACAAAGGAAAGUAGUAAAAUUAAGAUAAAAGCUAGAAGGCAGUAUUACCCAACAUCUUUUCUAAACGCUGUGUAUCUCAGUCUUCCUAGAGUUAUCAAGAGGAUUCUAGUAACUGGUUGUUGUAUACUUUGCUAUCUUAAAUGUUCUCUACGUUGUAAAUGCCUUGUCUUUGAGUACUCCUUCUAGUAAUUUCAUUCUGUAUUAUAGGUGGUACUUUACCCAUUAUCUUAUAUUGGAUAUUUUCAGUACUAAUUUUAGAAGCUACUUGAUGCCUUCCUUUAUUUUCAGUGAGCACAAAGCUUAAGAAAUUUGAAAAGAAAGGCAAGUUCAAAAACUUUGCUUUUGCAUUUUUAUUAUUUUCUAAGAAUCAUGGUACAAUAUAUGAAAAGAUACAAAUAAAUGGUACAUUAUAUAACUGGGCACCAGUGGCUCAUGCCUAUAAGCCUUAGUUACUU